Heterobasidion irregulare TC 32-1 is the source of this 939-nucleotide messenger RNA. RefSeq lists its product as uncharacterized. The record is from RefSeq and is a predicted model, not a curated record. The transcript has 7 exons. Gene Ontology annotation, molecular function: 2-oxoglutarate-dependent dioxygenase activity. NCBI's taxonomy places the organism in Eukaryota, Fungi, Basidiomycota, Agaricomycetes, Russulales, Bondarzewiaceae. Bases 1 to 939 code for a protein of 312 amino acids.
AUGAACGGUGUUCAUCAUGAUAUCUUAGAAGCACCUCCAUCAGCCUUGGAGUUUUCGAGACUGUGGCAUAUAUCUAGACCUGUCGUGAUCAGAGGUAAAGCUAUGUGGUCCAACCGAUAUCUCCUGGAACACAUGGGAGACAAAUCGUUCACUGUCGCAGUAACUCCAAACGGAUAUGCAGAUGCAGUCACUCUGGGCCCUGAUGGAUCUUUAUAUUUCGUUGAACCUUAUAUAGAACAGAGGACUAUGAGCUCAUUUUUGUGCGAGCUGGAAUCAACGAAUGCGACAGAAGCCUGUUAUUUGCAGUCUCAGAACGGAAACUUAUAUUCAAGUACCUUUUUCCAUCCAGACAUGCAAGACUCGCCGACAGAAUUCGAGUCUUUGCGUGCAGAUGUUCCCUGUGAGCUAGAUUGGUGCAGUCAAGCCUUCGAUAGACAUCCGGAUGCGGUGAAUCUAUGGAUUGGCAAUAGCAAGAGCAUUACCAGUAUCCACAAUGACCCGUACGAAAACAUUUAUCACGUUGUCAGAGGCUGUAAGACUUUUCUUCUUCUUCCACCUACUGAAGGAUGGUGUUUGCGAGAACGUCUGUAUCCCCAUGCUACUUAUAUUCGUCCCUCGGAGGGUUCACCUCUAAUUCUAACGCCCUCUCCCUCUUCGACACCCAUGGUUCGUUGGUCGUCUAUCACGCACCCCGAACGACCGGGUGCUCUGCCUGCUUCAGCGCAUCCGAUCACCAUUUCUCUGCAAGAGGGUGAGACAUUAUACUUACCCGCAGGAUGGUGGCAUCACGUUCGACAGUCGGACGAAAUCACCGUCGCAUUGAACUGGUGGUAUGACGUUGAAGGCCGCGGAGCUACAUGGGUAUGGCUAAACUUGCUAAGAGGUAUUGGGAAUGUCCCUCUUGGGAAUGGUGAUGAAGAAGAUCAGCAACCUACAUGA